AUGACUGAGUUUCAAGAUUUGCCAUACGAGCUAGUUGAGACUAUUGCUAGUUAUCUUGAUAAUUAUACAUUAUCUAAACUUCAAGAUUAUCCCAAAAUCGGUGACAUUGUUUUAAGAACCUUGUAUUCGACUGUCACCAUUGAAGAUUCUGAUUAUUCACUGAUUGCAUUAGAUCCACUUUAUGAAAUACAUAAAUCUUCAAUUAAUUCACCAUCAGCAUAUUUAGAUUUACUUAAAUCCAAACCAUCUAUUAUUGUGAAAAAUUUGAUCAUCAGAAACCCAUUCGAUGUAUUUGAAUUGAUUGAUAAAUGUCCAGAAUGUUUGAAAGGCGUGAAAAUACAACUCAUUUUUGACCAAUUAAAAAUGUAUAAAUCCAAUACGGCUCAGUUUCUUAAAAAAUACAAGAAUAAUCCAUUUUCAUUUGAUUCUAUAGAGGUUGGAUUUCCCAUAUUUACAGAUGAUCCUUUACCAUGGUUUGAGGUAUCUCAAAAUGUCACCAGUCUUCAUGCUUUUAAUGAUCGUUUGGAAAGAAACAUAUCGGAAACAUUUCCUUCUUUGACUUCUUUAAGAUUAGAUAGGAUUAUUAAACCACAAGAUCUUAGGUUUCUACCUCAACAGUUGAUAAAUUUCCAUUGUAACUUAGAACCUAUUGAAAUGCAUACAACGGAAUUGGAACUCCCAGACACAUUGCAAACAUUGUUCCUUAACCUUUCAGUUGAAGAUGAAAAUGCUGAGAAGAAGUAUGUUUUGGAUAUAUCUGAAACAUACAAUUUAAAAACUCUAGAGUUAUAUUCUCAUUAUUGUUUAUCCCGUGUUGUAUUUAAUCUCCCUGGAAGUAUCAUCAAUAUUCAAGUUGAACAAGUGAAUAUGAUGUUUGUGAAAAAUUUAGCUUCAAUGUGUCCCAAAUUAACCACUUUACAAUUCAAAGGAAGAUUAACUCGAAAACCUCAUUAUUAUGACCCUCUUUGGUCAUUUCCUAAAUCAUUACGUCAUUUGAUUCUACCUUCUACUUACUUAAGAAAUUCAUGGUUGGUGAAAAAACAGACAUUUCCAAGUGAAUUAACAGAGUUAGGAAUACGAGGAGAACGGAAUAGCUAUGAAAUAUUCUGGAUUGAUUUCGAAACUACUAAAUUUGAUAAACUUAGUAUUCUACAUAUCAGUGAAGUACCCCUGUUAAAUAUAAUAGGAUCAAUUCCUCAAACUAUAACAAAAUUAACUUUGAAUAAAGUGCCAACUAACAUUUUACAAUAUUUGAAAGAUUUAGUAAAUCUUAGUGAACUUCAUAUUAGCGGUGAACAAUAUACCAAUGAAUUUAUAUAUACUCUUCCUGACUCAUUGACAGAAUUAACAAUGUUGUUUUGCUCCCUUUUGAGGGUUAUUAUUUGGAAUCCACUCAAGCUUGUAAGAGUAAAGCUAUGUGGAAACAAUUUUAAAAUACUAGGUUAUAAUGUAAUGUUACCAAAUGGUAUUGAGACAUUAUAUUUAUCUCAUAAUAAAAUCUCAGAGAUAUCACCAGGUUUUAAAUUCCCCAAAAGAUUACAAUUCCUUGACUUGUCAUAUAAUAAGUUGACUGAAGUUGUGCAAUUUCCAGAUAACUUAAAACAAUUAGUUCUAGAUAAAAAUUUAUUGGGAAAGAGUAAUAGUAUAUCUACUAUUCCGACACAAUUAGAGUUUCUUAGUUUGGGGUGUAAUCAGAUUUCACCAACUUGGAUUGAUAAACUGUGCUUAACAGAUUGUAUCAAGUUGAAAUAUUUAAAUUUGAAUGAAAAUCCAUUGGGUUUCUUAGACUUGAAGAAUUUUCCUAGAUCAUUAGAAGAAUUAGCAUUGAGUCGUUGUCAAAUAUCAUCCAUUGAUGGUUCAUUUGCAAAGUUUGAAAAUCUUAGAGAAUUAGAUCUUUCGUAUAAUAAGUUUGAUGAUUUUAUUAGUAACUUGCAUGAAUACCAAGGAAAACUAUUCAGUGAUGCUAUUCUAAUAGUUGAUGUGAAAGGUAAUCAAUUAGCUGCUAAAGAUGCUAAAGUACUAUUCGAUGAAUUGACUAUCAAGCCUAAUUUUCAACGAUUAUACAUAGAGGAAAACAUAUUAUCGGAAUCCAUGGAUACGUCUUUGUUGAAACCAAGAAAAAUUCGAAAGUUGAACAGGUAA
Molecule: messenger RNA, 2142 nt
Organism: Candida tropicalis MYA-3404
Lineage: Eukaryota; Fungi; Ascomycota; Pichiomycetes; Serinales; Debaryomycetaceae
Product: leucine-rich repeat domain-containing protein
Exons: 1
Coding region: 1-2142 (713 amino acids)
Molecular function (GO): protein binding
Source: RefSeq, a predicted model, not a curated record